Messenger RNA from Rhinichthys klamathensis goyatoka, 1872 nucleotides. Its product is annotated as coiled-coil domain-containing protein 138-like. Bases 57 to 1778 code for a protein of 573 amino acids. Lineage: Eukaryota; Metazoa; Chordata; Actinopteri; Cypriniformes; Leuciscidae. The transcript has 15 exons. The record is from RefSeq and is a predicted model, not a curated record.
CUUCCGGUCCCUGCAGUGAGUGUUUUGGAGACGAGCGGCGGCUGUUUUGAAAGAACAUGAGUAACGAAUCUGAUUCUGAUCUCGAUGAAAGAAUCGAAUUAUUAAAACAGAAAUAUUUGCAGAGGAGGAAUCAGGUGUCUCAGCAGGUUCCAGACGCAUCUGCACUGCCGUCAGCUGAGGAUGAAGUGAGGAGAAAUCAGACGUGCAGAAAGAUGAGAGAUUAUAAUAAAGCCCUCAGAGAGAUCUACAGGACUCGAAGUGGAGCUGACAGUGCUGAAGAAGAUUCUCCUGAAGAAACAAACAUAUUCUGCACAGAGACAGACGUGACUCUGCCAUCAGAUCUGGCCCGCUCCUCCAGCUCCUCAGUGUUGAAGGACGGCAUGGAAGAAACCCGGAGCUCGAGCGGAGCAGCGGUGCGUGUGUAUCGGGAGAUGCUGCACAUCUACGAGAAGCUGCAGGCGGAGCGGCUCAGUCAGCAGGUGUGGGCGGCAGAACUGUGUGAGCGAGAGCGGGAUCUUCAGCGGAGAGAAAACACACUCGUGCAGCAGCAGAGCAGCGCUCACAGACUCCGAGUCGUGGAGGAGGAGAUGCUCAGACGCGUACAGCAAUAUCAGCAAGAGACAAAUGAGCUGGAAGCUGCUCUAAAGCAGAAGAACAAAGAGAAUAAGAGGAUGAAGUCCAGUUUUGAUUCCAUGAAGGAAUUAAAUGAUUCUAUGAAGAAACAGAUUAAUGAGGUCAGUGAGCAGAACAGAAAGUUGGAAUGUCAGUCUCAGAAAGUUCAAGCUCGGCUGGAGAACCUGCAGAGAAAGUACGAGUCCUUCACGACACACAGGGGCCGAGAAACUGCUGUUCCCCAAGCCUGCAAACCAGAAAAUCCUCCGUCAAAUAAAGCAGCAGGAAAGGCCGCUGUCCUCGGGCCGUCAGUGAAGCUGCUGGCGGUUCUGUUAGAUUGGGUCGUGGACGGUCAGCUCGUAGAGGUCAGGGACGGGUCAAACCUCACGAACACGAACGCCCUACGCCCUUCACUGCCUGAGAGAUGUGCCAAGGCGCUGCCUGUGCUGGUGGAGCAUCUUCAUCAGGCGUCAGUGAUGGAGUCGUCUCUCCUGCUGUCUCUGAUCCGCUGUAUCUACUGUUGUCUGAUGCUUCUGGAGCGCAGCACACAGCACGCUGUCCUGACGUCCACGCUGAGGAGGCUGGGUGACGAGGUGUCUCGAGGAUCAUGUGACCCGGCUCGUCCGCGUGUGUGUCCACUGUUUAAGAGCUCCUGUCUUCACACACGCUUUCUGUGCAGCCUCAUCAUCAUCAAAACCAUCAGUCAAGUGGACGUUCUGGCUCAGGCUGUAGACGUGCUGUCGUGUGCGGUGCGGACCGAUGAAGGACAGGCGCUGUUCCUGGAGUACCAGGCUCUGCCGGUGGUUCUGGUUCUGCUGAGAGGAGGGAGUCCGGGUCUGCUGGCUCGGUCCACAGCUGUCCUGAUACAGAUGAGCUCAGAGUCACGGUUGCUGUCGGCUUUCCUGGAUCAGUGCAGCACAGAGGAUUUCUUACGCUGCGCCUCGAUGUUCCUCCGUAACCCUCGCGUGGAGCCGUCACUGGUGGAGAAGAUGCUCAUGCUCCUCCAGAAGCUCUCCAGUAUCCGGAAGAACAAGCGUCUGUUUGAAGUGUCGUCGCUGCAUUUGUUGCUGCAGGAGAUGCACCGAACCGCUGACCGUUCUCAAGCCUUCCUCAACAUCAACCUAAGCUCCAUCCUGCUCAAUCUGGGCAUGCUAAAACGCUCAUAACACGCCCAUAACACACUCAUAACACGCUCAUUACACGCCCAUAACACGCUCCUAACACGCUUAUAACACACUCAUAACACUCUCAUAACAUGCC